GGACACAACGAGAAGGACCCGAGCAUGUUCGUCCUCCUCGGCGGGAUGGUGGUCGCCGAGCGGGACGGGCGGCAGUUGGCGCGCAUGUCGCCGGGGGCCAGCUUCGGCGAGCUCGCCAUGCUGGGCGUCAGCGCCGAGCGGGCCGUCACGGUCCGCGCCAUGACUUUCUGCUUCGUGGUGGGCGUGCCCCGCUCCGCCUUCUUCGGGGCGCUGGAGAGGCACCCGGACCAGGAGGAGCACUUCAAUGAGGUCCUGUCGGGCAGCGAGUACACCACCGGCGUCAUGUGGCCUUGCCUGCGCGACGUGCCGGUCAGGCUCCUGUAUCUGCUGGAUCUGUACGCCGAGCGCAAGAGCCUCGCCGAGGGCGACGGGUCUCUGGGCGAAGCGUUGCUCGACGAGGCGGCCGUGCUCCUCGUGGACGGGGAGGUCGGGCUCUUCGACGAGCGCGGCGAGCAGGCCUCGGCGACCCUUACGGCCGGGCAGUGCUACAACGAGCAGAUCUUGGCUGGGGCGCCGGCACAGCUGGCCUUCACGCUGGUGCCCCUCACCCACUGCCAGGUGCGCAUUCUGUCCAGGCAGACGUGGGACAAGGUCAUGGCCGAGUUCGACGACGAGCGGGGCCGCGUGGAGGCGGCCGUGCUCCGCUACAAGGCCGAGCAGGGCGAACGGAGCCUCGGCCACGCACCCGGCGGCGCGGGCGCACUGCGUGCCAGUGUGGCUUUCUUCCACGCCGCCUCCGAGGACUUCAUGGCGAGCGUUCGCGCCCUGAUGCAGACCAGGUUGUUCCUGCCCGGCGAGCGCGUCACCAGCCGCGGAGGCCUCGGCGGCCUCGCCCCGCGCGGCGAGCACGGGCCCAAGCCUGGCAGGGAAGAGCUCGACGAAGAUGGCGAGCCCACGCUGUACUUGCUCCUGGACGGCGAGGCCUACCGCGACGACAAGGCCGGCUCGUCGCUGGUGAGCCCCGGCGAGGCGUUUGGGGAGGCGGCGUUGCUCGGCGUUGCGCGCGCGAGCCCAGGGCCCUGGAGGGCGGGCAGCACGGCGUGCACUGUGCAGGUGCUGGCCCAGAGCGCGCUCCAGGAGGUCCUGCGGAGGCACCCGCGGGAGCAGGGCCUGCUGGCCAAGCUGUGCGGCGAGGUGGCGGAGAUCGGCAGCGAGAGCAUCGCGCAGCAGCUGCGACGUUGCCGGUUGAUGCGGGAGCUGGACGGAAAGUUCGCGGAGGAGAUCGCCGUCGGAGCAGAGAUCGUGCUGUUCGCCCCAGGCAGCACGGUAAUCCAGCACGGAGACCAUUGCGAGCUGGGCUCCACCCCGCUGCACCUGCUGCUGGCAGGCAGGGUGUGGAUGGAGAGCCAGCUGGGCAUCGUGUACACGGUGGUCCAGGCUGGCGACACGUUUGGCGAGGCAGGCGCGUUCGGAAUGACCGAGGAGUAUAGCAGCACGGCCCACGUGUACCAGGACGGCAUCGCCUGCUGCGCACGGUUCGCGGGGGACUCCGUGCGCGAGGCCCUGGACAGGCACCCGUCGACGUGGGAGCCGCUGGCGCAGUACGUCGAGGGGCAGGAGAAAACACACGCGGAUAUCGAGUCUAGCAGAUUCAAGUGGCUCCAGGAGGUGGCCGUGCCAGCGCUAGCCUCGAUCCCGUUCCUGUCGAGGUGCCCCAAGGACUUCCUGAACUCUGUCGCCAGCACCCUCACCGAGAGCCCCUACGCGCGCGGCGACACCAUCAGCAAGCUCGGAGAGACGACGCGGGCUAUGAUCGUCGUGCUGAGCGGCUCCGUGGACCUGGUGGCCAAAUCAGGCGUGAGCGUCGGUCGGCUGCACGCGGGGGCCUCCUUCGGCGAAGCGGCGGCGCUGGGGCUCUUCCCGGCCUUCACGUGCGCGGUGGUGGCCGCCGAGCGGUGCCGGGUGCUGACCGUGCCGGAGG
Molecule: messenger RNA, 1921 nt
Organism: Prorocentrum cordatum
Lineage: Eukaryota; Dinophyceae; Prorocentrales; Prorocentraceae
Source: the annotation of a GenBank genome assembly